GCGCGCACAUAAUUUUAUUGUAGUGAGGCUGAAAAUAAAAAUUAAAAUAGUAGUAAAAGAAAAUUUGAUAUUAAAAUAUUAUUUAUAUAGCUAAAUAAUUUGAAAUUAUAAUUAUUUAAGAUUUAUCUGUGAUUACCGAAUAUUGUUCAUAAAAAUUUGCUUUAAGUUUGGCUGUCAUAUAUUAAAAAAAAAACAAAUUCUUAAUUUGUGUGUUUCGUGGAAUUCAGAUUUUUUCAAUGGGUUUAAAGAGCGAUUGCCUACCUUGAAAAUAUUUUUCUUAAGUUCGAAAAUAUUAAAACAAAAGAAAAUUUAAAUAAACUGUUUUAUUUUUAUAAUACAAAUCAAUCGUGUUAGCUUGAAUUAUAUUUCAUAUAAAAAACAUAUACUGGAAAAACGUGUAAAAAUCUAUAAAUACUUUUUUCCGCGUCUCCUCCAAUAUUGAAAAAAAAGGAAAUUUGUUUUCUCUCGUUUUUUUUUAGUUUUUCGUUUUAACUUAAGGCCUCAAUAAAUUGGCCAGGCAUUAUAAUGUUUAAUAAAUUAUCCUAGUUAUUAAUAAAUUUAAGUGGAAAUUUUAAAUUUAUAUUGAAACUAUAUACUUAGUAUAAAUACAUAAAUGUAUUCAUUUUUAAUUAUAACCUGAUUGUGCAAUUGUUUUCCUUAAAAUUUGUAGAUUUCACAUUAAGAAAAGCAAAUUUCGUUAAUAAGAACUACUCGUAUUAAAAAAACUUGCAGAAAAAGCAGAAAUAAAAAGUAUACACAAAAUAUUUUUUAUUUUAAAGUAAAUUUUAAUAAAAAAAGAGGUUAUAAACUGUUUAUACAUAAGAAAAAAUAAGAAAUCCAUUUAGAAUGGUUAAUCAACAACAGACUGCCAAAAUCUUAGAUAAAUUCCAAGAUACAAAUAUACAACAAACAUCUAAUAGUGGAAAUGAUUUGUCAGCUGAAGAGAAAAUAGUACAAGAAGAUUUAGAGCGUUUGGAGAAACUUUUUAAAACUUUGGAUCGAGAUGGAAAGGGUAAAAUUGAUAUACAUGAUUUAUCAGCUGCUUUAAAAGAAUUUGGAUUGUCUUCUAAAUAUGCCGAGACAUUCUUACAAAUGUCAGAUAGUGAUGAAAGUGGUGAUGUUGGUUUGGCUGAAUUCAUACAUUAUGUUCGUGAACAUGAAAAGAAUCUUAGAUUACAGUUUUCUCACCUGGACAAAAAUAGAGAUGGUAAAGUUGAUUUGGAUGAGUUAAUAGAGGCAUUUAAAGAUUUAGGAAUUGAAAUGGAUCAGAAUGAAGCAACUAAAUUGCUUCAAAGAAUGGAUCAAGAUGGUAGUCUUAAUAUUAGCUAUGAUGAAUGGAGAGAUUUUUUAUUAUUGGCACCAUCAACUGAUAUUCAUAGUCUUAUAAAAUUUUGGCGGCAUUCUACUUACCUCGACAUUGGCGAGGAUAUGAAUGUACCUGAUGAUUUCACACAAAGUGAAAUGCAAAGUGGUAUGUGGUGGAGACAUUUAGCUGCAGGUGGUAUUGCUGGUGCUGUAUCAAGGACAUGUACUGCCCCAUUAGAUAGAAUUAAAGUAUUUUUACAGGUUCAGCCUCAUAAAACAAGAAUCUCAGAUUGCUUUAAAUAUAUGAUGAAAGAAGGUGGCUUACAAAGUUUUUGGCGAGGUAAUGGUAUUAAUGUAUUAAAAAUAGCACCAGAAUCAGCUAUCAAAUUUGCUGCAUAUGAAAAAGUUAAACGUUUAUUGCGUGGUGAUGAAAAACGUCAAAUGACAAUAUAUGAAAGAUUUUUAGCUGGUGCAUGUGCUGGUGGCGUUAGUCAAACUAUUAUAUAUCCAAUGGAAGUAUUAAAAACAAGAUUAGCAUUACGAAAAACUGGUCAAUAUUAUGGAAUAUUAGAUGCAGCUAAAAAAAUAUAUGUUAAUGAAGGUGUAAGAAGUUUUUAUCGUGGUUACAUUCCAAAUAUAUUAGGUAUUGUUCCAUAUGCUGGAAUUGAUUUAGCUGUAUAUGAAACAUUAAAAAAGAAAUAUUUAAGCACUCAUAAUAAAGAAGAGCCAAGCUUUUUAGUGUUAUUAGCAUGUGGUAGUAUAUCAAGUACAUUGGGUCAAGUUUGUUCCUAUCCAUUAGCAUUAGUUAGGACACGGCUACAAGCGCAAGCUGUGGUCAAUAAUAAAAAUUCACAAAUGCCAACCAAUAUGCAUGGUGUAUUUAGUCAUAUAUUAAAGAAUGAAGGUGUUAUGGGAUUAUAUAGAGGUAUUACACCAAAUUUCAUUAAAGUCCUGCCGGCAGUAUCAAUCAGUUAUGUUGUUUAUGAGUAUUCAAGUAGGGCACUUGGUGUUAAUAUGACGUGAUCAUCGCAAUGCUCUCUAGUUAUAAAUUUACAAUUAAGUGAUAUUUAUUUAAAAAUAAUAAUAACCAAAAUAUAAAAAAAAAAGAAAAAAUUUAAAAUCUAUUUUAAAAAGUGUAUUUUCUGAUAACAUUUAAUUUAUAUUUUAAUGUUAUUAUUAUUUUAAUUAUAUUUAUUUUUUAUAUCCUCAAAUGGUUUUUUAACAAGACUUACAAUAAAAGCAAAUAAAAUGAUGUUUAAUGACUUCAAAUGCAUUGUAUAGGUUAUCUAUUCUUAAUAAAAAAAAAAACAAAAAAAAUUUAAUGGUAUCAGAAAAUUUGGAAAUUUUCUUGAUAAUAACUGGAAAAUAAAUUUUCUGGAAAACAACCUACAAAAUUGCAUGACCCACAUUUGGUUUAAGUCACUUAGGUAACUUACGUAAACAGUAUGGUGUAAAUUUACACUAAGAGGAUAUUUGAAACCAUUGAAAUGUUAUCCGAAAAUAAAUAUAAUAUUUUAAUUAAAGUGUACUUUAUUUAAAAAAAGAAAAAAUGAAACUAAAAAAAAAAACAGAAUUGUAAAAAAGCUUCGGUGAAACAGUAACAAACUUUGAAAUUUUGAUUUUAUUUUUAUUUAAUCAAAUUAGGCUUAAGGUAAUAUCUAUUUCCGUCUUGGUAGCUAUUAUACUUACCUAUACAGUAGUAUAUUCAAUAAAACAUUUCAUUCUAAUCAAAUAUAAUUCCUAAGAAAAUAGAAUAGAGAAUUAUUGGAUGGAAAUAGGUGUAAUUACUUUAAAUGAAAUUGAAAAAAGAAAAAAAUAAAACCAAAUCAUAAAAAUAGAAAAUUAUAAAACUUAAAAUAAACUACCUAAAAAAAAUUGCAUAAUAUUUAAGUAGGGACAAAUUUUUUUUAUUUAUUAUAAACUUAUUUUUUUUUUUUUUUUGUAAAUAUCUAAAACUUUUUGUUUUUAUUUAUAAUGUUUUUUAUAAGUUUUCCUUCUAUUUAAAAUUUAACUUUUAAAUUCUAAUUAAUAAUAAUAUUCUCUUAAGUUCAUAAAGUAUUUCAAAAGCGAAAUUCAAAUGGCAUGUGCUAGUAAAUUAUUAAAGACAAAAGAGGCUGGUAUUAUAGAAAAAAUCCUCAGGUUUAUUUAACAAAAAUAUGUAUUUAAUGCAUCAGCUAACGAAAUUUCGCUUUAGAAGAAAAAUAUUUAUAACAGAAAUUUGGAGUUUUUUUUUUGAAAAAAAAGAAAAGGUUUAAUAAAAAUUUUUUAAAUCUUUUUGGCUUAAAACAAACAGUUAAUAAAAAAUUUAAAAGAAAAAAUAAAUGAGAAAAUAAAAAUUUCAAUUUGAUUUUAAAAAUUUAACAAUUGUUUUAAUUUUAUUUUGUAUAAUAUUAUUUUUGUUUUCAUUUUCAGACAUAUUGUUUUUAAAUUUUUAUUCUUUUGGUAUUUUGUUUAUUUUUUCGAAAAAAAAAAUUAAAAUAAAUGCCACUUCAAUAAUUUUUAUAAAAUGCCUGUAUAAAAAAAUGUUUAAUUUGCUUAUGUUAACAGAUCCAUGUAUGUUACGUGACAUACAUGAAAUUUUCAAUGUCCAUGUAUAUCCACCCACAUUUAAAAUAGCUCAGUUCUUUUCAAUAUUUCAUUUAUUUUCGGUUUACUCGUAUU
Molecule: messenger RNA, 3966 nt
Organism: Condylostylus longicornis
Lineage: Eukaryota; Metazoa; Arthropoda; Insecta; Diptera; Dolichopodidae
Gene: SCaMC
Product: calcium-binding mitochondrial carrier protein SCaMC-3
Exons: 7
Coding region: 847-2328 (493 amino acids)
Biological process (GO): transmembrane transport
Cellular component (GO): mitochondrial inner membrane
Molecular function (GO): ATP transmembrane transporter activity; calcium ion binding
Source: RefSeq, a predicted model, not a curated record